Molecule: messenger RNA, 1659 nt
Organism: Triticum urartu
Lineage: Eukaryota; Viridiplantae; Streptophyta; Magnoliopsida; Poales; Poaceae
Product: UDP-D-xylose:L-fucose alpha-1,3-D-xylosyltransferase MGP4
Biological process (GO): rhamnogalacturonan II biosynthetic process
Cellular component (GO): Golgi apparatus
Molecular function (GO): UDP-xylosyltransferase activity
Source: RefSeq, a predicted model, not a curated record
AACGGGGAGACAUGUGCUUCCUUUUCCCACUUCACAGUUCACGCUCUAGCCCCAGCCCCCGAUCUCCGGCAAUGUCGCUCCACCAGCGGCCGCACCAGAAGCCGCUGGGCGCCGACUCCCUCCCCGUCUCCACGACCCUCGCUAACGCCGCCCCUUCCCGCCCCCUGCCCCUCCUCACGCUCCCCUACCUCUUCUCCCUUCUCGCGCUCCUCCUCCUACUCGCCCUCCUCUUCCCCUGGGGGCCGCCCCGCCACUCCGCGCUGGCCUCCCCGUGGCGCUCCUACACGCUCCAAGACGCCGCUGCCUUCGCCGCGGCCUCCGGCAACGGCACCAUCAUCCUCGCCGCCGUCUCCGGGCCGUACCUCCCCUUCCUCUCCAACUGGCUCAUCAGCGUCCGCCGCGCCGGCCGCGCUAACCAGGUGCUCGUCAUCGCCGAGGACUACGAGACCCUCGAGCGCAUCAAUGCCGCAUGGCCCGGCCACGCCGUCCUCGUGCCCCCCGCGCCCGACGCCCAGGCCGCCCACAAGUUCGGGUCACAGGGCUUCUUUAACUUCACCUCGCGGCGGCCGCGACACCUGCUGCAGAUUCUCGAGCUGGGGUACAGCGUCAUGUACAAUGACGUCGACAUGGUGUGGCUUGCCGACCCGUUUCCAUAUCUAGUCGGCAAUCACGAGGUCUACUUCAUGGACGACAUGAGUGAAGUGAAGCCACUGAAUCAUUCACAUGCGCUGCCGCCGCCAGGUAAGAAGGGGCGGCCAUACAUUUGCAGCUGUAUGAUCUUCCUGCAGCCAACAGAAGGGGCAAAGCUGUUGAUGAGGAAGUGGAUUGAGGAGCUCAAGGAACAGCCCUGGUCGAGGAAAGCGAAAUCAAAUGAUCAGCCAGCAUUCAACUGGGCUUUACUAAAGACUACUGGGCAGGUGGAUGUGUAUUUACUGCCUCAGUCUGCUUUUCCAACUGGAGGUCUAUAUUUCAAGAACAAAACAUGGGUCAAGGAGACAAAGGGCAAGCAUGUCAUUAUACAUAACAACUACAUAACAGGGUUUGAAAAGAAGAUAAAACGCUUCCGUGAUCAUAAACUCUGGCUGGUGGAUGAGCACAGCGACGAGUCACCACUUGGUAAAAUAUGAGCAAGCUGUACAUCUAUCCUUGCUGCAGCAUCACAAUUUUGUAGCUGGUGUCUGCCCAACCAGAUGUUGGGUGAUUUUCCAUCCACCACAUGGAAUUCAACAAUCGAAUUUGAACACCGGAUCCGCAUGCAGAAGACUCCAUCUGUACAUCAAGGCCCUCAGGAGCUAAGCUUUUUCAUGCAGUCCAUCUUUCUGAAGUACUCCCUCCGUCCCAAAGUAAGUGACUCAACUUUACACUAACUUUGUACUAAAGUUAGUACAAAGUUAAGUCACUUAUUUUGGGACGGAGGGAGUACAUUUUUGUAAUUGGAAGUGGCUGGUCCAGGAGACGAGUAAGAUCUCAGGGCAUGAAUGAAUAGGUUUUGUGGCUAUGAGUAGCGUCCAAGUCCAUUGAUUAAUUCACUGGGUCUGUAUAGCAUUGUAGUUUUGUGAGUUUGUACCAUUAUUGUUAUUAAAAAGCGCAGCAUUUUUGUACACUAGACCGCUUGCAAGUACUAUUGCUUAUCAUCUUAUAGAGGGCAUACUGAUUCAA